Toxotes jaculatrix (banded archerfish) is the source of this 1779-nucleotide messenger RNA. It is a transcript of the gene phlda3, whose product is annotated as pleckstrin homology-like domain, family A, member 3. The record is from RefSeq and is a predicted model, not a curated record. NCBI's taxonomy places the organism in Eukaryota, Metazoa, Chordata, Actinopteri, Toxotidae. The coding region runs from base 733 to 1155 and encodes 140 amino acids. The transcript is spliced from 2 exons. Gene Ontology annotation, biological process: positive regulation of apoptotic process. Gene Ontology annotation, molecular function: phosphatidylinositol phosphate binding.
CCACACACUCGAACAUUACAACAUUUGACUUCUUUAUCCACCCUCAGCCUCCCACUCACAUUCCAGUUCUAAGAGACACCGGAGAGAGCAGCUUGCCGUAAACACUCUUUGACGCUAAAGGCCAUUUGACGAACGUAUUUCUUUUAGUUUAUUUUUAUAGACAGUUGUGCGUGGCAGCUAAUUCUGAGCAGGUGCACUGUGACCUAAGUGGGAGAUGGCGAAACCCACCUACCUGUAUUCCUGUUUUUUACACGGAAACGCCACACAGAGAGUGCUGUGAAAUUCAACUGUCUACAUGCUGACUCACACCAAACACACACACACACACACACACACACACACACACACACACACACACACACACACACACACACACACACGGGGAAUUUCAUAAACAACCCGGAUCUCCUCAUGCCGUCACCGGGAGGAGGCGGUGUGCUAUAGCUGAAGGGGGAGAAGGUCCACGGAGGAGCCGGGCAUGUUCAAACAUAUCCAGGCAGACCAGCCUACCAGGCUCUCAGAUUGGAUUUAUUCACACACUCUAUAUGAGAGUUUUGGUGUAGGUUGACAUUACCAAUGCCAUAGCUAAAACCCCUAUGUUUUUCUUUCUAGAGGGACACAUAACACUGAUAACAACUGAGAUGUGCGUUUAAUUGAUUCAUCUUAAGACACUUCACUGCUGAAGACUUUCCAAGGUUUGGCUCUGUCUGAAGACUGUGACUGAGCGUGAUCAUGUCUCUCCCGGCCAAAGUGAUGAGAGACGGGCUGCUGGAGAAGCGCAGCAGCGGGCUCCUCCAGCUGUGGAAGAAGAAGCGCUGCGUGCUCACCGAGGAUGGGCUUCGACUUCACAACUGCAAAGGCGGCAACGGUGAUGCUACGGGCUCGGUGUGGAGCUCCAAAGCCAAGGAGCUCCGCUUUGAGCGCAUGGUCACGGUGGACUCUGUGGAGUACAAGCGGGGGCUGGUGUACUUCACUGUGGUGAUGGCUACGGGUAAGGAAAUUGACUUUCGGUGUCCGCAGGACGGCACGGCGUGGAACGCGGAGAUUGCUUUGGCACUGGUGCGCUUUAAGAACCUGCAGGCCGUUAAGACCGGGAGGAACCGACACCUGUCUACGGCACACCUGGGUAGCACUGGGGAGGAUGAGGAGCUCUGAGCCUUUCUGUUGUCAUGGGAGUGAGCAAUCAGAGUGGAGAAGCAAAGAAGACACCAGAUCCAUUGGUUUGAUUCCAUUGGUGCACAAGCAUGAUGGGAUGUACAGAAUGGCCAUCAGUCAAUAUGGAUUAAUGGACUGAGAACAAGUGUUGCAGAUUCUCUUGUAUACCUAUGAGCUUAUUCACACAAAGAAUAGGAAUCUUAAACGCUGUAAGCAUGGAUGUGUUUUUCUCUGUCAUGACCCCGCUGCUUGAGGUCAAUAUGGAGACCACUGCAUAAGGAAAAGAUGCCGUUAUUUGGACAGAAACUGUGGAGCUGGGACACUGUCUACACCUGUGCCUUGAUGUUUAAAAAAUGUCUUCUGUUUUGCGCAUAUUUUUCCAGUAAUUAGUAACGUUGCUGAAACAGGAGGCAGUUUGUUUCUUCAGUCUUACUUUUGAUGGAAACACAUCGCUGACUGGCUUUGAAAACUAUUAUAGACUGAAAAGAUCUGCAUGUUUUUCUAAAGCUGGUCAUGAAGAAUAAGUAUUUUGCUCAUAUUCAUUGCACAUCGUAUUCUACAAAUUUGCUGAAACCAUGUACAGUAUUAUAUACUUAAAAAGCUAAAAUAAAUUUUUUUUCAGUA